AUGCGCUCAAGUAGUAUAGGUAUGAAAGAUGAGUUGCUUCUUCGACACCCUCCCUCCCUGGCACGGGUGACGGUGCAUGCGCCGGCGCCCCAACGGAAGUUUGCUUUGCUCGCGGGCUUCGUGGCUCUCCAUGGGCUUGCACUGCAAUUUUGCAUACAGACGUCCGGGCAGGCUCAUCAGGCAGCUCUUGAGCGAGUCCGCAAGCUCAACAGGGAGCAUUUCCUCAAUGGGACGAAGGAAGAGGACAAGAUUCCGCAAGAGCAGCUGCCUUCAGAGUGGGCCCCAAACCCGUGGGCGAGCGCAUCGCUCUUUGCGACGAUCUCCCUGCACGUCUUUUUCCAUCUUGUCUGCCAUUGGAAGGUCGGUUUCCGAGCCUCCAUGUUGUUCCAACCUGCUCGCAACGUGCGGGAAGGUUUCUAUGUCCAGGUCACUCCGCUGCCGCACCGUGGUCGGCCGGCUUUGGUGCCCUUGAAGUUUUGCGAGACCACCCUGCGCCUGACCUUCAUCUUCCAGCGCCAGCACUACGAGUGCCUAGAACCGGGCGAGAGCGGCACGGAUCCCGACGAGGAGGUCGGAGAGGUUCGGUUGACGCCAUGUCCGGUCUCGGAGCCACUCUCCAAGUACCUGCAGGCGACGGGCGUAGGCAAUGAUGAUGCUGAGCACCUGAAGAGUCGCUUUGGCGAUAACCUGCUGGAGGUGGAGCUCCCGAGCUUUUUCCAGUGCUACAAGGAGCAGCUUUUAUCGCCUUUAGUCAUCUUCCAGAUCUUUGUGGCCCUUAUCUGGGCAGCUGACGAUUUCUUUGGCUACACCUUGAUGCAGUUGUUGUUCAUUUUGACGAUGGAGUCCACAAGCGUUUUCCAGCGGCUGAAGACGAUGAAGAUGCUCAACAGCAUGGGCACGAAAUCCUACGGCAUCAUGGUCUUCCGAGGGGGAUCUUGGGUCGAGAAGAGCACGUCCGAUCUGGUCCCUGGUGAUCUCAUCGAGCUGGUGACGGUUGCUCGUCAAGAAGGGGCCACCGACAAGGUUGCCCCGGACAUCGUGCCUUGCGACUGUGUGCUGAUUCGGGGCGAGGCCGUUGCAAGCGAAGCCAGCCUGACUGGAGAGUCUGCGCCGCAGAUGAAGGAUGCUUUGGUUCUCGAGGACAGAAGCUUGGAUCUCCAAGGGGCAGAUCGUGUCCACUGCUUGUUCUCAGGCACCCGCAUUGUACGUGCAACCGAAGGAAGCAACAAAGAUGCGGAUUUGCAUGCAGGUGGUGCUCCUGCAGCGUCACAGGUACCAGCAACUCCAAAUGGAGGCAGCUUGGUUUUUGUGGCUCGAACAGGAUUUGCAUCCUCGCAGGGCCAGCUUUUGCAGAUGAUCGAGUUCUCACAGGACAAGGUGUCGGGAGACACCAAGGAGGUAAUCAUUGCUUUGUUGAUCCUGCUGGGCUUUGCUCUCGUUGCUGCAGGCUACGUUCUGAAAGUUGGCUUGGAGAAGGGCGACAAGACCCCGCACGAGCUGCUCAUCAAGUGUGUGCUCAUCCUUACGGCUGUGGUGCCAAAGCAGCUGCCGAUCCAGACGGCCAUGGCGGUCAAUACGGCCCUGAUGGCCCUCUCUCGGACGGGAGUCUACUGCACUGAGCCAUAUCGAGUGCCUCUUGCGGGCAAGUUGACACACUGCCUUUUCGACAAGACCGGCACUCUCACCACCGACACUUUGGUGCCUGUAGGUGUGGUAAAUGCCAGCAGCCAGCCUGAGAAGGACGGCCACCAACAUCCGCCGAAGGUGAAGGUCUCCGAUGCAGACGCGGCAGCAGCGCUUGUCCUGGCGGCUUGUCACUCCUUGGUCCACGUUGAUGGCAAGCUUUCAGGAGAUCCCAUUGAGGUCGCUGCUCUGCAGGGCGUCGGGUGGGCCUAUGAUUCACAGGAGGAAACUGCCACGCCUGCGCAGAUUCCAGAUAGCACUGAUGCCAGCGCAAGCAGUCGUGCUGGUAUCCACCGUGCGCGGAUUUUGCAGCGUUUUCAUUUCGCUUCACAGCUGCAGCGAAUGGCUGUGGUUGCAGAGGUCUCUGGUACUGAUGGUGCAGCUGUGAAUCUGAGCAUGAAAGGAGGUGGUGGCAAUUAUGUCCUCGUCAAAGGGUCGCCAGAGGCCCUGAAGCCACUCUUGGCUGCAAAUGCUGCGCCGGGGUGGUACGACAGAUCUCACCUGGACUUAGCAGAGCGUGGUCUCCGGGUCCUCGCUCUGGCAUUCAGGCAGCUGCCGGCGGGGCAGGAAAAGUUGACACGUGAGGAGGCAGAGCGGGAGCUCGAGUUUGCGGGCUUCAUCGCCUUCGAGUGCCUCGUCCGAAAGGACUCUGGGCUCGUCGUUGGAGCUCUUCAGGAGUCUGACCACAAGGUCAUUAUGGUAACUGGCGACUCGCCACUGACGGCGCUUCACAUCGCACGGACUUGCGGCAUCUCUCAUCCGCAUCUGCCUGGGCUGCUCCUGUCACUGCAGGCCGGAAGCCCAUCUCCUGCAUGGGCUGUGGCCACAGGUGAUCACUGUGGCGAUUCCAUCCCGCUCACGGUUGACGGGAUCACGAAGCUCGCAAACGAGUACGCCCUCAUGACGACAGGAUGUUUCUACAUGGAAGCGGAGCUAGCGGCCAGCGCAGAGCACCCACUUUGCGGCCCCACCUCAGCCUUUGGGUUGCGGGUUGAUGCCGGUGCUAUCCGCUAUCCUGUGCUGAGUGUGAGUUCCUUGGGCAUGCUUGUGAGGUUUUCUGCUGUGACUGUGAGCCUGGACUUCUCUUUGGACGUGCCGUCCUGGAACGGAGACCCCUCUACAUUCCUCUCUUUUGAGACUGUCUGCCGGUGGUAUGAGAAGACGCUCAAGGAAACAGAUCGGAGGGACGCUGCUGCUCCUGUUUGGAGUCGCUUGACAGGACCUGCCCGGAGCGUCGUCAAGCAUUUGAGUCCGGACGAUUUUGAUUCGAACUCUGGCUUGGAUAAGCUCUUCCAGGUUUUAAGAUCCUCUCCUUUGCAGACGCUGCCGAUUCCCGACUCCUUCUCGAAGCUGGAGCGCUGGCACUCUCUUCGGAGAAAAGAGGAGGAGUCGAUUCCGGAGCUGAUCGUUCGUGAAGACGACCUGUUCAGGGAAUUGCAGAGCAGCCUUUUGAGGUCUCGGGCUCGGAAGCCUGAGGUUCUGGAUGGACCGCCGGAGCUGGCGGCAGAGACUCCCAAGUCAGGGGCGGCGGACGCUUCCCCGAGUUCGGCAAAGGAGCCGGCUGGCGGCGAUGAUGCUGGAGAGGCGGCUGCCAAGGACGAGCUUCGGGGCUACCGCCUUUUGAAGGCGGCUGGCCUUAACAACGACCAGCAGAUGCAGAUCUUGACUUUGACCUCUAGCUCGGUUGCCUUCGAGAAGGUGCGCCAGGCUCUGCGGGCACUUUUCGGAGAUUCCGAUGACAGGCAAGUUCGCCAACCUUGUCGGCGGGGCAUUUGGCUAUUGGGGAACCUCCGAGACGGGGACACCGAGACCUUUCAGGACUUUGCGGCUCCAGACGUCGGUGCCGAGAACCCCCCGGACGAGGAGGUCGGCAAGGGGUUAUACCCGCUUGGCGGCAAGAAGGGCGGCUCUCCGAUGGCGAAGGGCGGCAAGGGCAACUUCGGUGGCAAGCAGAAGGGCAAGUUCGGGAAGCUUCCGGCCAAGGCUGCUUCCUCUUCUUCUUCCAGGGGCUCGGGUUGCUUGAUCUGUGGUUCUGGUUCCCACUUGUAUCGCGAUUGCCCUCAGCGCUUCAAGGGCGGCCCUGGAACAGCUGGCUUUAAAGGAAAGGGCCCGGGCAAGGCUUACUGGGCAGAGCCUGUCUACAGCAUCUACUUGGGUGCGGCGGGCUGUGCCGAGGACCUCUCCGACUGUUACACGAUUCAGGACGAGGUGCAGCAGGCCUUCCCGGACCCCGGCCCGAUUCUCUCGAACCUGCCGACCGCGAUUGACCUCGAGGCCGAUUACAGGAACAGCCAGCUGACCUACGGCGAGAAUGACUAUGAGACCUUGUGCUUCCAAGGCGGCUGUGACUUCCACGGCCCGUCCCGGCCUUUGAUCCGACAGCUGGUGUGCCUCAUUGUCUGGAGCAUGCUGGCAACAAUUCUUACUGUGCACGGCGCGAGUGGCUUGAGCCAGGAGCCGGCUGGGGCGGUGAUGGCUUCCACGAGCUCCCCGGGCUUCAUUUUAGAUACGGGAGCGACGGAGAAUGCUGGGGGGGUCAAGACCCUUCAGGCCGUCCUCGAGAAGACACAAGCUCGCCACUCCGUGUCCUUGUCGCACAGGCCUAUGUUCAAGUUCGGUGACGGGUUGUCGCUGAGAGCAACCUCUCGAGUCACUUUGUAUGGGACGGCUCUGGGCGAGAUUUCCUUUUAUGUGUUGGAUGGGGAUUCGCGGCCUCAGACGCAUUUGGCCGAGAACACGCCGGCCUUGAUCGGCAGCCGCUUCCUGAAAGGAGCCCGGGCCAACAUCUCAUAUGAUCACAUGUGUUUGUGGUUUCGGGAUCGCAGUGCCAGGCUUUGGGGAACAGAGUUGCUGGAGACCCAUUCCGGGCAUUUGUUGAUUCCUGUGCAGGGCCAGUUGACCGACCUUACGGGUUUGAGGAAGCGGGCCAAGGAUCGCUACAAAGUGGCUCUUCCAGCUGAUGCACCGACCUUGCUGGAUCUCCUUUCCACCCCGGGGGCGUUGGCUGAGCUGCAGAAGUCCCAGGGAAAGUUGUGGAAAAGUACACGGUUGCAUUACGAGACUCGCAUGGCAGGCCACGGCAAGGACAGGUCGGCGGGCGCCUCGGUGGACAUUGUGAGCCAGGCGAUGCUGGACCUCCACGACGAGAUGGAGGCGAGCAGUGUGACGGAGACCAUCGUGAAGGGCAAGAUCCUCGAGCUGCAGGGCAAGAGGCUCCAGACGGGCGAGAGAGUGGCGCUUCAGGCCUACAUGGAGGAGCGCGGACCAUCUUGUGGCGGGGAUCGUCAGAAGCCGAAGGCCACUGCGAAGGCGGCCGUGGCAAAUCGCGGGGCAACUCCAAAGAAGCCGCCAGUGCCAAGGACAGUGCGCGAGGAGUUGAGCGAGGGCGAGGACUGCGGCGCGGACCUUCAGGAGGCUUUGGCAGUGGUCGCCGAGCAGGAGAAGAAGAUGAAGUCGCUGAAGGCCAAGCUCAAGCGUGCGGUGGCGGCCAAGGGCAGCGGUGCACAUUCGCGGGCAAAGAGCGACCUGGACGAUGCCGGGAGCCAGGCGCCGAGCAACAUGAGCGUGGGCAGUUUCAAUCAGGCCUUCGCCAACGACUUUGGGCACAACCUCGCGAAGAAGAACGUGGCGAAGGAGGUGAUUGCUGACCUCACUGUGAAGAUGCCGGAUGUGGCCUGGGAGGCGCACGGGGCAUGCGCUCAAAUGGAUGGUGGAAGGCAUUUUGCUUGGGAAUGGCCAAGGGACCUCAAGUAUGGCCAUGAUUGUGAAGCCACGCGGCUGAUCUUUGAUCGGGGCCGCGCUCUGGGCAUCGACCUCUAUGACUUUGUGGUCCACGGCUGCGCCUACCGCAACGAUUCGGAGGACGACGGUGUCCGGGGCAUAAAGACCAUUCUGAAGUUCCUCGUGGGCGCGUCGUGCUUCAAUUGGAGGAUGUGUACCGAUGUGUUGGCAGGCGUGCUUUGGGAACUUCGAGGCCAAGGCCGAGCACUUCGUGAAGAUGUGGAGGCAUGGGCUGCCGGGGAUGAUUUCGAGGGCGAGACUGCUUAUGCAAUGGGCGGUCCGACCGCUCUCUCCACCGAGCAGCCCACCGGGAAGAGGCGUCGGCAAAUCAAGGACAUGAUGAUUCGGGUGCACAAAGCAUCGGGCCACACGUCCAUGGAGAACCUGCCCCGACUUCUUCUUCGACGGGGUGCUCCUGAAUGGGCGGUAUCGUUGGCCAGGACCUUGUCUUGUCCCGAUUGCGAUGAAGCCAAGCCACCACAUGCCAGUGUCGAGGAGCCUGCUGCGCUUUGGGAAGUGUUAGGCCUAGAUGUCUUUGAGUACGAACAUGUUGUUGACUCCCAGCCUGUGAAGUCCAAGUUUCUAGUCAUGGUGGAUUGGGGCUCGCGGUUCACUAUGGUGGCCUUCUUGAAAACAUAUCGUGCUGAUGAGAAUUGGGAGCCCCCAACCCAAGACAUCAAGAGCGCCGUGGGUGAGAGUCUGGUUGAAUGCGAAUCCUUCCCCUAA
Messenger RNA from Symbiodinium sp. CCMP2592, 6189 nucleotides. The record is from the annotation of a GenBank genome assembly. Lineage: Eukaryota; Dinophyceae; Suessiales; Symbiodiniaceae.